AUCAUGGCUGAAGUCAGAGAAGAUGGUCCGCCAAAGAAAAGUAGGGAGGACUACAGAAAACAAAAAGAAUUAGAUGAAGCAAGAAAAUCAGGUCUUGAACCUGCCGAACAAGAUGAAUUUGGAGUUGACAUCAACCCCCACAUACCACAAUAUAUCAAGGACUCUCCAUGGUACCUGGAGAUGGAUGGGCCAACUCUUACCCAUCAAAGGACACAGCCAGAAACAGUAAAAACAUUUGACGAUGUUUCUAGACUCUAUCAAAAAGGACUCACUAAUAAAGUGGCGACUAAGUUUCGCAAAGGUGCGUGUACAAAUUGUGGAGCAAUUACUCAUAAGAAGAUCGACUGUUUGGAGAAGCCUAGAAAAGUUGGUGCUAGGUGGUCGGGUAAAGAUUAUGCUCCUGAUGAACUUAUUCCUGUGUUGCCCAACUUGGAUUUUGAAGGAAAGCGAGAUAGAUGGAUUGGAUAUGAUACGACUACUCACGACGAGCUACUAGAUGAUUUUUCUAAAGUAGAGAAAGUGAAACAACAGCUGAAAGCUGAAUCUUUAAACAACAAUGAAAGGAUAAGGCAGCAGACCGAGUCAAAGAGUGACAGUGACCCAGAAGAUGAGGAAGAUGUUGACGAAUACAAAUACACAGAACAAGCCAACAUGCCGGGUACUAAGUUUGAUAAUAAGAAGCGUCAAACAGUCAGAAACUUGAGGAUCAGAGAGGAUACUGCAAAGUACCUGAUAAACCUCGAUGCGAACUCCGCGCAUUACGAUCCCAAGUCACGCUCGAUGAGAGACAACCCCCUCAAAGAUCUAGCACACAAGAAACCCUCUGAGUUAUCAUUUGCUGGGGAGAACUUUGUACGAUCAACAGGACAAGUAAAAGAGAUCGCCAAACUACAGCUGUUUGCCUGGGACGCUGGAGAGCGUGGAUCUAACGUACACUUGCAGGCUGAACCCACCAAAGCGGCUCUUCUCCACAAAGAAUACUCGAAACGUAAGGACGAGUUUAAAAGUGAGGUCAGCAACUCAAUAGUAGAUAAGUAUGGAGGUGAGGAGCAUCUGAAGGCGCCACCGCGGGAGUUACUACUCGCUACCACUGAGGAGUACGUGGAGUAUUCCAGAACCGGCAAAAUUAUCAAGGGUCAGGAGAGAGUGGUACCAAAAUCCAAAUACCAGGAGGACGUGUACGUUAACGGCCACACAUCAGUGUACGGCUCCUUCUUCCAGAGCGGCAAAUGGGGCUACAAGUGCUGCCGUGCUGUUCAGAAACAAGCGUACUGUGUGGGGGCUGCCAGCAGAUCUGGGGCUGAUACUCCUCAGCUUGCUCCUGCUGAACCUAAGCCUACCAGCAAUGUUGAUAGGACCCGGUCCUUGAUAGAGAUGCACCAGGAGAAGAUGGUGGAUGUCAGGAAACAGAAGAAGCAGAAGACCCUGGAGGAUAGAGAGAAUCCCCAAGCCAGAGAGGAGAGACUCAAGAAGGUACUUGAACAGCUAGACAGUAAGGAGGCGGCAGAACUUGCUGAGGGACUAGACGAACGGAAACGGAAAUACAACUCCAUGGCGGUGGAUAAAGGACCUACGGAGGAGGAGAUGGAGGCCUGGAAGUUAAGGAAGCACAUGGCCAGCGACCCCAUGUCCAAAUUUACUGAUGACAAAACCUGAGAUGUUUGAGAAGGACGUUGUUUAUUUGAGAGGCAAAGGCAUAGUUUGGCGUAAUCAGACAUUGUAUAGUCCAGUAACCACCAAUAUGUCAAACUAAUUGCCACACAUUAGCCAGCUUGUUUUCAAGGUCUGGUGCAUGCUCGACAUUAGAUGUCGGUGUUUUAGAGAAAAUCUGAGCCGUAAAGACUGAACUUAAUGCCCGAUGACAGAUUUAUAAUACAUUUUGUCUGCUUCAAACGAUUUCUAUCUUGAUUCUUGACUCUGUUUUUAGAACGGCUAUUUUUAAUUCUUGACGAAAAUAA
Bolinopsis microptera is the source of this 1958-nucleotide messenger RNA. Its product is annotated as pre-mRNA-splicing factor SLU7-like. The transcript is spliced from 12 exons. Gene Ontology annotation, cellular component: spliceosomal complex. The record is from RefSeq and is a predicted model, not a curated record. NCBI's taxonomy places the organism in Eukaryota, Metazoa, Ctenophora, Tentaculata, Lobata, Bolinopsidae. Gene Ontology annotation, biological process: mRNA splicing, via spliceosome. The coding region runs from base 4 to 1656 and encodes 550 amino acids. Gene Ontology annotation, molecular function: pre-mRNA 3'-splice site binding.